This is a messenger RNA of Lactuca sativa (garden lettuce), 561 nucleotides long. RefSeq lists its product as uncharacterized. The record is from RefSeq and is a predicted model, not a curated record. NCBI's taxonomy places the organism in Eukaryota, Viridiplantae, Streptophyta, Magnoliopsida, Asterales, Asteraceae.
AUGGAUGAUAAAAAUAAACCCUUCACCUGCAUCAUUAUCAAGUCCUAUGUUUCUCUUAUUCUUGAUCUAAACGAAUUAAAUUACGAUGCAUGGCGGGAACUCUUUCUCACUCAUUGUCGCGCCUAUGGUGUCCAUGGUUUUCUUGACAGCACAAACAAACCCAAAGACGCAUCAGACACCAAUCGGGACAACCUUGACAAUCUUGUCAUGUCCUGGCUCUAUGGUACAAUGACACAAUUAUUACUCACCAUGAUCCUCAAACCCAAAUCAAUAGCCAACUCUAUCUGGGAAGCCAUUGAAGCCCUUUUCAGACACAAUAAACACUCUAGAGCAAUUGAACUGGACAAUGAGUUGCAUACUCUAGUCCAAGGCGAUCGCUCUAUAACCGAAUACUUCCAGAAAAUCAAAGUUAUUUCCGAUCUCCUAGCCAACAUUGAUGCACCAGUCCCUGAAAAGACACUAGUUUCAUACCUGCUUAAUGGUUUAAACCCGAAGUUUGAAAGUGUUUCCAUGCUCAUCCGUCACAAAGAUCCCCCACUUUCAUUCCUUGAAGCAUGUUGA